Trypanosoma cruzi is the source of this 771-nucleotide messenger RNA. RefSeq lists its product as uncharacterized. Gene Ontology annotation, biological process: Golgi vesicle transport. Gene Ontology annotation, cellular component: TRAPP complex. The coding region runs from base 1 to 771 and encodes 256 amino acids. NCBI's taxonomy places the organism in Eukaryota, Euglenozoa, Kinetoplastea, Trypanosomatida, Trypanosomatidae. The record is from RefSeq and is a predicted model, not a curated record. The transcript has a single exon.
AUGCUGCGGCGGGCUGUUGUUGCCCUUCGACGGGACGCGCUUAACGGCGGCAGCUCGAUGACUCUGGGCUCAAAGGGAAUGAAGCUUUCCCCGGAUCCUCACCGCAGGCGCAUGCCGUGGACGGCCGCAAAGGAGUAUGUUCCCGGUGUUGUUCUUAACGCCAAGGAAAAGAUGGUGUUGGAUGGCGUAAAACUGGUGGAUGUGGAGUGCGUUGACCGUGCAUCGCAGGUGGAUCCGCUGGAGGCAUUGCGGGCGACCGUGGCCACGUACGAGUACAAUACAUCCACCGGAAAGAACAUUUUCCAAUUGGCCUCUCAGGUGGAAUUUGAUGGCCGCGGGCAGCGGUUUUACCGCAAGGAGUGGCAGGAGGGGACGUACGACAAGUAUGUCACCCUUUCCGCCAUUGAUUUUAAUCGCGAUGGAAAUAAGGGAACUGCUUACGGUUACGUGACGUUUCACGGCGAAACCACGACAAGACCGGUGCAAAUAGACUUUGCGGAUGUUCCGGGGUGGCACAUGGAGUUUCGGGUGGAACGCGCUGUUCCUUUUAACGCGAUCGUUCCCCCACCCCCAAGUAUCGGUACAGACGUCCCUGUCGAUCCGCGUUCCUAUCGCCUGAGGGCAUAUCCGUUUUACGAUGCGCCAAAUCCCCCAGAGUUCGUGGAACGUCUGUUGAAGGACCGUGGGGUGAUUCCGGACUCUCCGGUAGAGACGACGGAACUCCCCAACGAGUCGGAGGGAAGCGAUGACACAACGCGCCGCAAAAAUUAA